AUGAUGUACGAUAAAACAACUAGUCAUUUUCAAUAUUUACCCGCGACGAAUCAUCAUCAUCAACAACCUUUAUCUAAUAAACCACCUUCAAUUAAUCAAUAUACUCCAAAUACAUCUUCAACACUACAUAUAUCAUCUAUACCUCAACAUUAUCAAUCUCAACCACCAAUUGAGUCUAAUCAACAAAUACCAUCAUCAGAUCUACAUUUUAGACAACCAAUUCAUCUUCCUCAAAAUGAUAUACAACCACAACAACCAUUACAUCAGGCAUUGCUGCAUCAACUUCCAUAUCAACAUCAACAUUAUCAUCCAUUACCUCAACCUUUAAGUCAUCCAACUACUCAAUAUAAUCAUAUUAGUAUAUCAUCUCAUCCCCAGACUUUAAUGCAACAGCAAUCUACAACAAUUCCUCCUCAACAAGGACUACAAUCAUCAGAAAAUUUAUCAACAUCAAUGAAUUUAAAUUCAACUUCAAAUCCAAAUUCUUCAAAUUCAAAUAGAAGAGGCCCAUGGUCUCCAUUAGAAGAUAAGAAAUUAUUAGAGUUAAUAUCAUUAUAUGGACCAACAAAUUGGGUAAGAAUUUCAAAUAAAUUAGAAUCUCGUACUCCAAAACAAUGUAGAGAAAGAUAUCAUCAAAAUUUAAAACCGAGUUUAAAUAGAGCUCCAAUUUCACCAGAAGAAGGUGAAUUAAUCGAAAAAUUAGUUGCUCAAUAUGGCAAAAAAUGGGCAGAAAUAUCAAGACAUUUAAAUGGUAGAUCAGAUAAUGCAAUAAAAAAUUGGUGGAAUGGUGGAGCUAAUAGAAGAAGAAGAGCAAGUUUAGCAACAAGUACUAGUCAAAAUAGUAUAAUUAGUGAAAAUAAUGAAAGAAAAUUUAGUGAUGAUGAUGAUUCAAAAUUAAAAAUUGCCUCGAAUUUACCUCAACCACCUCAACAACCACCACAAUCUGGGUCAACUAUAAUGAGUGCGUCUUCAAGUUUAAAUCAUCAAAUUCCACAGCCACCAUCUCAACAACAACAACAAAUACCCAAUACACAUCAUUUACCACAAAUUUCAUUCAAUACAUCAAUGUUUGGUAAUCAAAAUGAAAACAAUUUACCAAAAUUAGGUAAUACUUCUUCUAACAUACCAUCAUCAAAUAUAUUAAGUAAUCAUUCACCAUUAAAACCAUCAAAUUUCAGAUCAGCAAGUUUUGAUAUGAAUUCAAAUACUUUACCACCAAUAUCACAAUCAAACAAGCGAAGAUUAAUUGAUGAUCAAUUCAAUAGAAGACAUUCAAGUGCUCAUUCAAUGUUAAUACAAGCUCAUUCAAAUGGAUCACAUUCAAAUUUAAAUCAUUCUUCGGGUAGUCAACAAUCUCAAAGUGGUAAUGUAUCUCCAUCAUAUCAUGGAUCACCAUUAAUGUUGGGGAAUUCACAAUCAAGAAAUAAUUCAAUAUCUCACUUUGAAUUAAUUAAUAAUAAUAAUAAUAAUUUAUCAACAAAUAAUUCUUCAAGAAGAUCAAGUUCAAUAGCACCUGAAUUUUUUCCGAAUACUAUGAAAUCUACAGAUCAUCAUUUACAUCAUUUACAACAACAACACCAAAAUUCUCAACAUAAUCAACAUUUCCAUCAAUCUCAAGCGUCAGCAACAACAACAACACAUAAAAGAAAUUUUUCACAAAAUUCAUCUUUCAAUUCUCCAUCAUUAACUCCCUCCACGCGAUUUUCAGUAUCAUCAACAAAUUCAAUAUUAAAUCCAAAUCUUUCAGUAACAAAUACUUCUUCAUCAAUUUUAACUUCCCCUUCUCAUUCUUAUUAUAAAAAUGAAUUUAAUUCAAGUAAUACAUCUAUUAAUAAAGUUAAAGAAUUAAAUGAAGAAAAUUUAAGUUUUGAAAAAAGAAAUAUAGGGAAAGAUGAAGAAGAAAAUAAUAAUAAUAUUAAUAAGCAUAAUGAUGGUAAUAAAGACAAUGAUAAUGAUGAUGAUGAUGACGAUGAUGGGAAUAGAAGUAAUAGUCAUGAAACUGAAAUUCAAGACAUUACUUCAUCUCAAAAUAAUGAAAAAGCUCCAAAAGUGAAAAUGUCAGUUUCUUCAUUACUUGAUUAA
Messenger RNA from Lodderomyces pseudojiufengensis, 2082 nucleotides. RefSeq lists its product as uncharacterized. The coding region runs from base 1 to 2082 and encodes 693 amino acids. The transcript has a single exon. Lineage: Eukaryota; Fungi; Ascomycota; Pichiomycetes; Serinales; Debaryomycetaceae. The record is from RefSeq and is a predicted model, not a curated record.